AUGUCCCAUAGGUCCUUCAUGGAACUUCUGUCCGACACGCGAGGAAGAAGAAGCACUGGCAUCUCGAUCCCGAGGUGGAUGUCACGCAUUCGGCUUGCCACCGGGCCCGCCUUCGGAUGCCCGUCGGCCGAUGGAUCGACGGGCUUCGGCACGACCAGGAACACGAAGCACGCGAUGACGACUGUGUACAGAACGGUGAUCCCUUCGUUCAACGGGCCGAGGACGACAUCCAGCCAGACCUCAAGAUGUUGCGACAACAUGAACCCUGCGAUGGCGGCGAUCCCAACCAGCGCGCCCGGGUAG
Molecule: messenger RNA, 303 nt
Organism: Prorocentrum cordatum
Lineage: Eukaryota; Dinophyceae; Prorocentrales; Prorocentraceae
Source: the annotation of a GenBank genome assembly